Patiria miniata (bat star) is the source of this 1755-nucleotide messenger RNA. RefSeq names its product adenosine receptor A2b-like. The transcript has 2 exons. Gene Ontology annotation, molecular function: G protein-coupled receptor activity. The coding region runs from base 9 to 1013 and encodes 334 amino acids. Gene Ontology annotation, biological process: G protein-coupled receptor signaling pathway. NCBI's taxonomy places the organism in Eukaryota, Metazoa, Echinodermata, Asteroidea, Valvatida, Asterinidae. The record is from RefSeq and is a predicted model, not a curated record. Gene Ontology annotation, cellular component: membrane.
UUGUUUCAAUGUAUUAUUUACUUAUAGGCCUGCCGCAAAGAUCGCAAAGGAUCCGGAAUUACACCCUCCAAAUACAUUUACAAGCGUAUUUAUUGUAUCUGAAAGAUAUGGCUGUAAGUCUCUUCACCGUUAUGCAGUAUUGCAUGAGCGGUGUCUGUGCACUGGCAAUGCUCGAAAAUCUCCUUGCGAUUGCAGUGUUUGCUGGGACUAAAAAGCUCCGCAUCAAGUACUACGCCUUCGUGUUCAACCUGGCGUUGGCCGACUUGCUCUUCUCCGUCUGCGCCAUACCAUAUCCAUGGCUGAAUACAUCAGACAUUCUCAUCGGCCUCUUAACCGGAACUUACAUAGUCUCCAUUAUGACUAUUCUGGCCGUUGCUGUCAAUCGUUACCUGGCCCUGUCCCUUAUGUCACUGGCUCGCUACGAUUCACUGGUGACAGGGUAUCGUCUGAUCGGAAUUUGUAUCCUCUUUUGGUGUUCAAGUCUCGCCUAUGGCUUAGUGAUGUAUAAUGCUGUCCCACCUUGGGUUUUUGAUAAAGUGCACAUCUUUGGUGCCUCUCUGGCAGGAUACAUCGUGUGGCUUAUCACCGCUCUUGUUUAUUACUUGGCUUUCCGUAAGAUCAAGCAUUACACUCCACCUCUUGCAUCCGCGGCAGGCAUCAGUGCCAACGAGGAGCACCAUCAAACCCGAGUCCAGCAGACUCGUCGUUUACUGAUCAUGUUUGUUCUCAUUCUGGUAGUGUCAUUCAUUUCUUGGGCUCCCAGUUUCGCUCUAAGGAUUUUUGCCUUCUUUAAUGUAUCUCUCUGGCAAGAUGAAACCUUUCUGGCCUGGGCUUGGGGGGGUUACCUGCUGUAUACUCUCUCUACCGUGAUCAAUCCGUUGAUAUACUUGUGGCGAUUGGAUGGUUUCAGAGAGGGGUUUUAUGCCAUGUUCUGUCGUUGUGUAGUUAAGGCAAAACCUAACGAAACCGUAGUUGACCUGACUACUAAUGUGAAUACAGAAACCGGUUUGUAAACGGAAGAGGUUUAAUUAUCACAGGCGGAUUUUCAAACUCGAGCCAGUCGAAACUCGAGAAUCUGUCAGUGACAACACAAAAGCAACAUUUUCUUUUCUAUUUAAGUUUGCCAUUCGCAUUCCUACCUAUUAUCUGCUGUCGCUUAAUUUUGAAGAUGCUAAACUGUCUUGUUUUCCUUCAAGGUUAAAGCAUACGAAUUAAGGGAAAUUUCCCCACAAGAGAUAUCCACUUGUUCUGUAUCGGUGUAUGAUACGGACUAUUAAAACUUGAUCAUUUUUAACUCAAGUAAAUCUGUUUAUACUACAUUGAGGGUAAAUACACUCAUAAAAGUCCCCGGUAAGAUUCGACCCGGAAUGAGUAUACGAUUUGACCAGACACUCUUCGGGUCAAAAUGAGAUUCUAGUUUAAAAAGGACACUUUUCUCGGUCAAAUGACACUUUUUGGUACAAACGUGAAACUUCUUCAAAUAGCCCCGGAAAGUGACUCAGAGUCACGUGACCAAGGAUGUUCAUCUUAAGUGAUUACGUAAUAGAAUAGGCAAAGAAACAAUGCUUUUGAUGUUUAAAAAAAAUCACACUUAUAUGUUUUAAAAUAAAAUAACCAAUUAUUGUGGUGUUAAAUCGGUGUUCAUGUUGGCCCGGAAAAAUAUCUGGUCAAAUCUGACCCAGAUUGGGAUCGAAUCUACCCUAGGACCUUAAAGCUACAGUCCAUCAUUUGCAGCUAUCCAAAAAGUAACUGACG